AUGCCACGAAGGAACUCUACAACCAGCCCAGAUGACGUGGAAGCGGCCGUAUACAGGAAACACCGAAAAUGCACCGAUGUUGCUGCUCUAGUCAUUAUGGCGCUUUAUAUGAUUGGUUUGUUUAGUCUAGUUUUCCUGUGUCUAGCUAAAUCCGAUCCUUUCCGGAUCAUUAACGGGUACGACGACUGUGGAAAUGUAUGCGGACGGAGUAACAACCCAAUCAACGGCCUUGCUUGUUCGGGCCAAAAUAUGCUUGCAUACAAAUACUUACUACUGGAACGGGUUCCAAAUUCGACAGAAACUACCAAAAGUUGUGUAGAAAAGUGUCCAACCAACUAUGGAUACAAACUAAACUACAACCGGUGCGUUCGCUUCCAACAGGAACGUCCCGUUUCAGAUCAGGUGACACAGAACGUAUUUGACGAAAUCUGGCAGGAUGUUUACAAUUGUGGGGUGGAGUUGUUUUGUUACUUCCUAGUUGACGGUCAGCACAUGGUCACUGCGGGAGCAAUUUCCUCAUGGUAUUUCACCCGGAAAAAAUCUGGAUUGGGUAAUGCAGAAGGUAGAAGUUUCCUGAAACUGCUCAAAUAUCAUUUGGGUAGUGUGGCAUUGGGAUCCUUGAUGUUCAGCGUGACGCUCCCCAUCCGGUUUAUCAUAAAAUCAUUCGAGUUGAUUUUGAAUCAAAUAAGCAAUGGCCUCGCCGCCUAUUGCUCAAACUUCUCCAUUGGUUGCCGAAUUUAUUAUGGUUGGUGUUUGGAACUGAUUCAAAGAAUUGCGUACGUUGUAGUAGCUUUGCAAGGCCUGCCGUUUUUCAAAGCCGGUAAGAGUGCCGUAAUGAUAAUGAUGGCUAGUGCGACGAACUUUGUUGUCGUUCAUUCCGUGGCCAACAUUAUUUUCCUAUUGCUAAAACUGUUUAUAGUAGGAUUAGUUGGAUCAAUUGGAGUGGAAAUUCUACAGAAAAAGUGUGACCUAUAUCAUCCUUACUUUUUGGCUGGAAUUUUCGGUGUUGCAGUUGUUACGAUUACACAUUGCUUUAUAUCGGUGUACGAGAUGACGAAUACCACUGUUUUACUGUGUUUCUGCAAAGAUAUUAGGGAAAAUAACGGCACCGAUCGGCCAUAUUACAUGUCCCGUAAUUUGAGAAAAUUUCUACCAAAUGAACAUAACGAAACAUACCGGGCUCGUACCAUUAGAUGA
Molecule: messenger RNA, 1197 nt
Organism: Sabethes cyaneus
Lineage: Eukaryota; Metazoa; Arthropoda; Insecta; Diptera; Culicidae
Product: choline transporter-like protein 2
Exons: 8
Coding region: 1-1197 (398 amino acids)
Biological process (GO): transmembrane transport
Cellular component (GO): membrane
Molecular function (GO): transmembrane transporter activity
Source: RefSeq, a predicted model, not a curated record